CGUUUUCAAAAGUGAAACCAUCGAGCUUUUAUUUUGGCGGAGAAACUGCCAAUCAAAUUAGGGCUUGUUUUGUUACAUUUCAUGUAGGUUUAGGACUUGCUAGAUUUUUGCUAAGUCAGAUCUUACAAAGCUUUGUCAACAAUGUUAUAAUGCUAUAAUGUUUCUAGAUUAUAUUUAGUGAUAGGGCCACCAUACACCAGUGUUAUUGUCAAGUUUGUUGUAGCAUAAAAGCUAAUGUUCCAAAACUAGCCUAUAUCAAAUAUGAACACUUACGAUAAUGCAACCUAAAUGCAACACGAACAACAUAUAGCAAGGGCAUACAGAGUGAGUUAGGUCUGCAUGUCUUUGUGUUUUGAAUGACACCGUUUUGAACGUGCACGGGUUUGUAGUUAUAUAUUAAAGUCGAACAGAAUGCGGGGAAAUGUAGUCAUUGGGUUUUCAGGGCAAAGCGCGGUAUAGAAUCUGUCCUUUAGGUGGCGACAAAUCUCAACAGCCACAUUGCAGGAACAUUCAUAACUAGGCUUCUUUCUCCUUAAAAUACCAUUUGAAAAUGCACUAUUUUAUCCACUGUGCAGGACAUAUUUGCUGCUAUCCUCUUUGCACAGUCUGGUGAAAGUCUGGCUGUUCUGUGAGACUUGCUACGAAGGAGAUAAGCAAACUAUUCAGGGACACAAAAGGGCCACAAAGACCUCACAUCAAGCUUUGCAGCUGGAAAGAAGACUUAAAAAUAGCAUUCAAAGAGAGCACUUCUAAGAAUAGACUGCAAAAUGACCAACUUCACAGAUGAAGAUCUGGACAACUAUUUACAAAAUCAGGUGGAUCUCAGGCACCGUCAGGUUUCAAAGUCCGUAGAAGAUGUGCAAAAAAUCAUAAAAGAUCUUACAGCUGAGGUCAGCUCAAAGGAUGCUCGUUUCCAGUCCAUUGCAAACUCUGGAGUUCAUAAUGCCAGCCUCAAAGUAAUAAUUCAUGACCAGCCAGCUUUAGUGUCAAAAUGGUCUGCAUUACUCCGAGGAAGAUGCGCGUACAACCCUGCCAUCCAAGUGCUCACUCCAACUCUGUUCCUGAUUUCGGUGCCCCUACAGGGUCUGAUGGGCUAUAAGGAGAGGCGUACGCGUCAGUGGCGUUACUACACACUGAGCGGGUCUCGUCUCCUCUCACCGGUCCGUGAGCCAGAGAAGCUCCACCAGUGGCUGGAGCUGGAGAGUUUUGUCAAUCCGAGUCAGGAGUGGCAUGAUGCCCACGUGAUCAUUGAGGGUGAUAUUGUGCCAGCAAAGGUGGUGAAUGUCUUCAGAGAGCAUCUGGAGGCAUCCAUAAAGACCUGCGGACUAACAAGUAAGGUGAGUAUGCUGGAAUCAGUUGGGUCAGUGGUGCGUGUUGCUGUGGAAACAUCAGAGGCACAAAUUGAGGUGGAAUUGGUUCCUACAGUGGAGCUAAUGAACUACUGGCCAAAGAGAGCUAGGUGGCCUCGGCUUUUUCGAAGAUGGCCCUCCACAGAGCGCGCUCGUUGUAUUAAGUCGUUUGGAUUCAAUCUAAUGGCCACAUCAAACUACCACUGGCUGCUGUCAUUCUCACGGGCAGAGCAGGUGCUGCUGAGCAAUAUAGAUGAGGACGGCGGCUGCCGCAGGAAGUGUUAUCGGGUGGUCAGACAGCUCAAGGAGGAUGUCUGGUGUCCUGGAAGCAAACCUGUCAUCACUGCCUACCACCUACAGACACUGCUUUUCUGGACAUGUGAGAAGUACCCCUGCACCAGGGACUGGAGAGACUUCAGAGGAUGUGUAUUACGGCUGGUGCAAAAGCUACAUAAGUGUGUUAGCCAGCAUUAUCUCCGGCAUUACUUUGUACGAUCCCACAACCUCCUGAAAUACAGCAAUACUAAUGAGCUUGAUGACGUGGCAAAGAAGAUCAAUAGUUUCCUGGACAACCCCGGAACAUACGUUCAUUAGAAGCUUCCUCUAUGGGUUAGAUGGCAUAGAUCUAUGUUAGCUCUGCUCUGUUCUGACUGCAUCAUAUUGAUGAGAUGAUCAUGGUAAUAGGCUGUGGUUGGCUAAGUAAGUAUGCGUGUAUUUCCUUCUUAUGUCUGUCUGAUUCAAAAAUUUUCACCAGAAUUAUGAUGUAAAAUUUUUUUUUUACAGUAG
Sinocyclocheilus grahami is the source of this 2135-nucleotide messenger RNA. It is a transcript of the gene mab21l3, whose product is annotated as mab-21-like 3. The record is from RefSeq and is a predicted model, not a curated record. Lineage: Eukaryota; Metazoa; Chordata; Actinopteri; Cypriniformes; Cyprinidae. The coding region runs from base 768 to 1943 and encodes 391 amino acids. The transcript is spliced from 8 exons.